Molecule: messenger RNA, 2842 nt
Organism: Drosophila takahashii
Lineage: Eukaryota; Metazoa; Arthropoda; Insecta; Diptera; Drosophilidae
Product: E3 ubiquitin-protein ligase znrf2
Biological process (GO): proteasome-mediated ubiquitin-dependent protein catabolic process; protein K48-linked ubiquitination
Cellular component (GO): membrane; intracellular membrane-bounded organelle; cytoplasm
Molecular function (GO): ubiquitin protein ligase activity
Source: RefSeq, a predicted model, not a curated record
ACCUAGGAGUGAAAACAAAGGAUCACCUAUGGGUCAAAAGGCGAGCACUCCGGCGACCAGUGGCCAGCAGAGCCCGCGCUCCAGGACUUUCUCGAGCAGCUCGACGGGAGCCGCCGAUCCUGCGCUGCAACAGCAGGCGACGCAGCAGGGACAAAAUUCCGCCUCCGCCGGCCAGGGAUUCAAUCUGCUGCGCACUCUGCCCGGUUUGCAGGUCUAUCACAACCAGAACUCCACGUCCAUCGAUCGCCAGCGGGCGAGGAGUCUCAGCUCCGUGCCGGACAUCCAGCAGCAGUCGCAGCAGCAGCAGGGAUCCAUCACCUCCUCCGGCAGCAGUCCGCACUCGCAUCCGCAUGCCGCCCACGGACAUCCCGCCGUCGGGGUCUCCGUCUCCGUCUCCGGGAAUCCCAAUGCCAACAGCAAUAGCAACAGCAACAGCAACAGCGGAUUCCCAACCGCCGGCAACAACAAUGGAUCCGCCACCCAGUCCUACAUGCAGCAGAGGCGAACCCUCGGCGAUUCCAUAAGGGACAUGACAAUGACCGGCGGCAACAUCGCCGAGAGCAUCGCCCUGGCCGCUUCCGCCACAUCCGCCAAUGGGAUCGGUCGUGUCUACACGGCCACCUCGCUUCCAUCGCACAUUUGGUCCUUCAAUGGUAUCAAGUGCCCCGUGUGCAAUAAGUUUGUGUUGCCGGACGACAUUGAAUGCCAUUUAGUCAUGUGCCUAACGAAACCACGACUCUCAUAUAACGAGGAUGUUUUGUCGGACGCCAAGGGCGAGUGCGUCAUCUGCCUUGAAGACCUGAGUCCGGGGGACACCAUCGCCCGGCUGCCAUGUCUCUGCAUAUAUCACAAAGGAUGCAUCGACCGUUGGUUUGAGGUGAAUCGCUCCUGUCCCGAGCAUCCUGGAGAUUAGUAAUCCUCACCAGAGCUCGCCGAGUUGUUUGUGUGGUGCGUUAUGCAAGCGAGGAGGGGUAAAGGAGCAGGUAUAGAACUAGAAAUGGAACUGGCCAGCUGGACGCGGUGCGCGGGAAGCUCUAGUCUCUGGGUUGGGACAGAGAUCCCAGGCCCAGUGACCAAAAACAAAGCACCUGUUCCACCACCGCGACGAGCUGGAGCUUGGAAAUCAAGAGCGUAGAGUAGAAUAUAUAGGGAUAAAGGACGUGGGAGAGGCUAUGCCACAAAAUGCUGAUCUAAAGAAUGGGAUCGAGCCAUCGAUCAUUUGACCUACCGACCGACCGACCGAUCGACUGCUGAUGGAACCCAAAUCUAAACCCAAACAAACACACACAAAUCAAUUGAAACAAAUUAAUUUACAAUGCUAAACUGGCAAACAUAAUAAGAGUAAUAAUAAUAUUAAUAAACGAUAUAAAUGAUCUAAGUGACGAGAAAUCAACCAACCCACAAAAACGAAAACUACAACAAGAAGAAGCAACAACAACCAGAAGAUUUUGAAAAACGACGGGAGGAGUGUAAAGCGAAGCAACCAACCAACCAACAAAAGAAUGUCAACCAAUGUGAUGUUAAAUUUUAUAUUUUGUACUAUGGAUAAUGAUGUAAUUGUAAUUGUAAUGUAUAUGUAUGUAUUUAUUAUUUUAAAACAGGACUAAAAUAGGAUAAACACAAGCGUAAGGAGAACACACACACACACAAGAAAAUAACAAUAACAAAUACUAUUAAUAAUUAUGCUAAAUUAGAGGAGAAACAAAUGAAAACGAAAGCAAAAUGCAAAAAGCAAAGCAACCAAAAAGAAAUAUACAAAAAUCCAGAAUUAAGAUUGAAAUGUAACGAAGAUAGAAAACAAUUUUCCCCAUUUUCGGUGUAUUUUAAGAUUUGUUUAACAAUUCGCUAUCAAUUCUCUUUGUGUUUAUCCAUUAGUUAUGGCUAGUUAGUUUUUUAUAUCCAUGUUUGUUAUCAACAUUUUGUUUGUGUUUUUGUUUAAACAAAAAAAAAAUUAUUUUUUUAAUUGACAUAAAUCGAAUGAGAAAUAUUUUAAAUAUUCGCCACUAUUUGUAAUUUGUCAAUGUGAAGUUCUGGUCAAACGAAAGCUGAGGACAAAUCCGAUUGUAUUUUUUUUUUUUAAUUAUUUGUCGAAAGCUUCAAACCGGCCAUAUAUCCGAUAUCUGAUAUCCCCGCAGACAUUGUAAGCCGGCUGUAAACGAUGCAGCGUCCGAAUAUCAAAAUUGAGUGCAGCUGCUGCAUCGUUUACACUCGGCCUUAGUCACGCGAAGCUGUGCGUUUAUUAUCUGUAUGUAAAUUACUACCCACUAUGUUUACUAUCCUUGCUCAUCGAUGAUAUAUACAUAUAUCCGGAUCGAAGAUUGCGUCGAUGAUCCGCCAAAGUUUCCUUAGCAACCGAAGCGAAGCCACGAGCAGCGACGGCGGCAGCACGUAAUAACUAUUUUGUAAAUGAUAUACUUUAAUGUACUGUACAGAAGAUAUACACCCCCCCCAAUCCCCCAACCCCCCACAUACACCAUGCAUAUAUAGAACGUUGUAUAUGUAUAUUAUAUAUAUAUAUAUAAAUUGUAACUGUAUAACUAUAGCGUUGCAUUGAGCGAUUGAGGAUACAACUGAUUUCACUCCCAAAAUAAAAGCGAUAAAUGAUAAACGUAACAUUUGAUUAUGUAUUUGAGAAAUGGUUUUUUGUAUCCCCAUCCCGAUGGCAAAAAUUGGUAACUAAUCGAAGAAAUCGAAAAUAAAAAUAUUUGAACUUUUAUAACCAACCAAAGCGAAUAGAGCAAAUAAAACGAUUUAGGAUAACAAUUGUUAAGUAAAAACGGAGGCGAAACGAGAAGAACUUUAGAGAAUAAAUGAGUGAUUAUACCACAAAAACUCUCUUUUG